Molecule: messenger RNA, 288 nt
Organism: Diabrotica balteata
Lineage: Eukaryota; Metazoa; Arthropoda; Insecta; Coleoptera; Chrysomelidae
Source: the annotation of a GenBank genome assembly
AUGUUUAAAAGCAAAGAAAAUCUAUCAGCAAAUAAGGACUCUUUGCCUUCAAUUAGUACAGUAGAAAGAUGGAUUACUGAAUUUAAACGUCGUCGUAAAAGCCUUGAAGACGAUCCACGUGGAGGACGUCCAAAAACUGCAACCACGUCGGUAAUCGUAGAAAAAAUACAGGAUAUCGUUGUGGAAAAUCAUCGAGUGACUGAAAAAUAUUUAAUAGAAGCCCUAGUCAUCUCACUGGACAGAGUAAGCAAUAUUUUGACUGAAGUAUUGGGUUUCGGAAAACUGUGA